Molecule: messenger RNA, 813 nt
Organism: Suillus paluster
Lineage: Eukaryota; Fungi; Basidiomycota; Agaricomycetes; Boletales; Suillaceae
Product: GTPase
Exons: 7
Coding region: 1-813 (270 amino acids)
Biological process (GO): exocytosis
Cellular component (GO): recycling endosome
Molecular function (GO): GTP binding; GTPase activity
Source: RefSeq, a predicted model, not a curated record
AUGGCGGUCGAAUAUGAUUAUCUCUUCAAGGUUGUUCUAAUUGGGGACACUGUGGUUGGCAAAUCAAACCGUAAGGAGUGGUGUACUUGGCAUGCGCAGACGCUCAAUCACCCAGUUCUCUCGCGAUUCACUCGUAAUGAGUUCAACCUGACGUCCGAACCUACUAUUGGUGUCGAGUUCGAGAGCCGCUCGAUUGAUGUCGAUGCCAAGACCGUGAGGGCACAGAUAUGGGAUACUGCAGGUCAAGGACGUUACCGUGCCAUCACUUCUGCGUGCACAGUCGCCCUCCGCAGUCGUGUAAUGUACUACCGUGGCGCUGUUGGUGCUCUGUUGGUGUACGACAUCGCCAAACAUACGACAUACGUCAGCGUGACGCGGUGGUUGAAAGAGCUCCAGGAUCACGCAGACUCGAACAUUUUCAUUAUGCUUGUUGGAAAUAAGAGUGACUUGAAAUACUUGAGGGCAGUUCCCACUGAGGAGGCAAAGUCCUUCGCGGCGGAAAACGAACUUUCGUUUAUCGAGACUUCGGCGCUGGACACCUCGAAUGUCGAGUCAGCUUUCCAUACCAUCCUUACGGGUUUUUUUCGUUCUAUCCAUCAAAAGGACCCCUCACUAAUCACAACAACUCGACACGAUCCAAUACGACAAUCUCUUCAAGGUCCGUUUUCCAACUCAUUCGAUGGUUUCUUCGGCGCUUGCAAGUUCCCCAUCAUAGAUGGUUCUAUAGCCUACAGAAAUCUUAUUUCGCGAUUCACUCGUGACGAGUUCAACCUGGAGUGUAAAACUACUAUUGGUGUUGAGUUCGAAUCCUGA